AUUCUUAACCACAUAUAGACAUUGUUAAUAGUCCAUGUCCAUAUAGAUAUAUAUGUAUGUAUAUAUAGGAGUGAUGGUGGAGAUUUUGGAGUCCAUUGAAAGGCUUCUUAUUUCUUGAACAUAUGAGAGAUUUGUUGGAAGGGAAGAUGAUUUAAGGGUGGAGCAGUUAGUUUCCGACGAAAGAUCUUACUGCAUCAAUCGAGGUUAUACGUAGAGGUUGCGGAAGUGAUGGCGGAGGAGGAUAACUACACGAAAGACGGGACGUUGGACUACCGUAACAAUCCUGCAAACAAGAAGAAAACAGGAACUUGGAAGGCCUGCCCCUUUAUUCUUGGAAACGAAUGUUGCGAAAGAUUAGCAUACUACGGGAUGAGCUCCAACCUGCUUAAUUAUUUCACUACUCAACUGAAUCAACACAAUGCUACUGCUUCAAAGAAUCUGUGGAACUGGUCGGGAACAUGCUACGUCAUGCCGUUGGUGGGUGCAUUUCUUGCUGAUGCAUAUCUAGGGAGAUACUGGACUAUUGCGAGCUUCUCUAUCAUCUACGUUCUUGGAAUGACCUUAUUGACGUUAUCAGCCUCCGUUCCUGGCCUGAGGCCGACGUGUUACACGAAAGAUGAAUGCUAUGCGACAAAUUCUCAAACUGCAGUCUGUUUCUUGGCGCUGUACAUGGUGGCACUAGGAACAGGCGGCAUCAAGCCUUGUGUUUCCUCAUAUGGGGCAGAUCAAUUUGAUGAUGCUGAUGAGGUUGAGAAGGGCCACAAGAGUUCGUUCUUCAAUUGGUUCUAUUUUUCGAUCAAUAUCGGUGCAUUGAUCGCCUCUUCAAUCCUUGUCUGGAUACAAGUGAACAUCGGGUGGGGAUGGGGAUUUGGUGUGCCGGCAGUGGCAAUGGCGAUUGCCGUAGCAUUUUUCUUUUCAGGUACACGACUGUAUCGGUACCAAAAACCCGGCGGCAGCCCUCUCACCCGUCUUUGCCAGGUGCUGGUGGCUUCCUUGAGAAAGUAUCGAGUUGCAGUGCCUGGUGACAAGUCUCUUCUGUACGAGACUACUGAUGCCGAGUCUGCAAUAGUAGGGAGCCGCAAGCUUGAUCAUACGAAUCAAUUUCGUUUCUUAGACAAGGCAGCAGUGGAGAAAGAGUCAGAUCACAGCAAGGGCUCAGUAAACCCAUGGCGGCUCUGCACCGUCACACAAGUUGAGGAGCUGAAGGGGAUCAUACGCCUGUUGCCCGUGUGGGCAACUGGAAUCAUCUUCAGUGCCGUCUACGGACAAAUGGGUAACCUGUUCUUGAUGCAAGCCGGGUACAUGGACGCGCGAUUAGGCCGGUCCAACUUCCAAAUCCCAGAAGCCUCACUCGCCAUUUUCGACACCAUAAGUGUAAUAUUCUGGGUACCAGUCUACGAUCGUUUCAUCAUCCCAAUGACAAGAAAAUUUACAGGCCACAAGAAUGGUCUGACUCAGCUGCAGCGCAUCGGGACCGGACUAUUCAUAUCCAUCUUUCCCAUGAUAUCAGCCGGGAUUUUGGAGAUCUUCCGCCUCCGAAUAGUAAGACGGCACAAUAGCUAUAAUGUUAAGCAGGGGCCUAUUUCCAUAUUCUGGCAGGUCCCUCAGUACUUCAUCAUAGGUUGUGCAGAAGUUUUCACAAACAUCGGACAACUGGAAUUCUUCUAUGAGCAAGCGCCCGACUCGAUGAGAAGUUUAUGCGCAGCGCUGUCUCUCACCACAACUGCACUUGGGAACUAUUUAAGCUCUUUGCUAGUGACAAUUGUGAUGGGUAUCAGCACUAGGGGUGGGAGGCCUGGAUGGAUACCUGACAACUUAAACUAUGGGCAUCUCCAUUAUUUCUUCUUGCUUUUGGCAGUGCUGAGUGUGCUUAACUUGGGAGUUUUCAUUGUGGUAGCAAAGAAGUAUUCUUACAAGAGAGCAGUAGGGACUCUGCGCUGAUUGCUAUGGGAAGUUUGUCAUUGCAAGAAAACCACAUGUUUGUAUAUAUAUUAUGUGUGAAAUAUUAUAUAUGGAUCAUUUGAUGAUGUUGGUGAACAGUAGAGUAGUGAUUAACCACAGACAUGAGAAUAAGAGUGUAUAUACAGCAAGCGCUUUCACAUUUGAA
This is a messenger RNA of Sesamum indicum (sesame), 2107 nucleotides long. RefSeq names its product protein NRT1/ PTR FAMILY 8.1. Gene Ontology annotation, molecular function: transmembrane transporter activity. Gene Ontology annotation, cellular component: membrane. NCBI's taxonomy places the organism in Eukaryota, Viridiplantae, Streptophyta, Magnoliopsida, Lamiales, Pedaliaceae. Gene Ontology annotation, biological process: transmembrane transport; oligopeptide transport. The record is from RefSeq and is a predicted model, not a curated record.